AAGAGAAACAAUAAUUAGACUCUCUUUCAACGCGGAGGCGACUCACUCUCUCGUUUCUAUAUUUGGCUGUUUCUCCGCCGCCCCCAGAGUUCAUCGCAAGAGAAUCCCACCGAGCGCCGCCGCAAGCUUCGCCUCGCUGCUCUUCGCUCCGAUUAAAUUGAUCGGUAAGUCUCUGAUUUUGGCCGUGGAGAGUGGGCGGACUGAGGAAGAUUCGUAGCGUUUGUAUUUCUAGGGUUUUCUGUUUCGUUCGGCAAUUCUCGCUGGACAUCUGGGGUUUUUUUUUUGUUAAUUUUUUCGUUUGUUUGUUUUGGUUUGGUUAAGGAAAAUAAAAAUAAAAAGAGGAAAUAGAAAGAUUAUUGAUUGUUGAGAUGCUGGAUGUUUGUGGUAUGGGUUUUCAAGUUGUUUCAGAUCUGUGUUGAGUUUUGGAUUUAAAAAAGGAGAUAUAGUUGUUUUGCUUCUUUUUUGUUUUUCAAUUUUCAGUAUUUCUUAGUGGGGGUGUAUUGAAUUUGGGGAGCUAAUACUGGGGGAUUUCGUAGGGUGGUUAGGGUUUGGGUUUUGCUAAUUGUCGAAGAAUUCAAAUAAUUAUACAUUUAUGGCUGCUGGAAAACAUGGUGGUUACAGAGAAAAUGAAUAUAGGGACUGCGAGGCUGAAGUUGAGAUGUCGAAGAAGGAAAAUGGGUAUAGAAGAGGGGAUUAUGAACGGGUUAGGAAUGGAGCUCGGGACUAUGAGAGGGGUCAGCUACAGGCUCGGGGUAGAGCUAGCCUGGAAGAUAAGGGCAAGGUCAGACAGAAGGAUGCCAAAGAAAGGGACGUCAUGAAUGGUGGAUACCACUCUACUUCUAGUCGAAGUGAUUCUGGAAGUAGUGGUGGUGGCCCAAGGAAAUGCGAGCCUGCAAUACUUUCUGUGGAUCGAGAGCCUGGAGAGCUUUAUAGUGAUGGGUCUGAUGAGGCAGUUGAUUCGGGAAUUCAAGCUAGUAGAGAAACUGAUUCGAAAAAUAUGGAAACUUCUAAUCAAUUAUCUCCUCUGCAUACCAGGAAACGGAAGUUCUCGCCAAUUAUUUGGGAUAGAGAUGAUAGGGAGGCAAGGAGAGCAGUCAAAAGUAAGGGUAAUUUGGAUACUACUCCUAUCAGUCAAUCGCCCCAAGUAGUCAAGUCUCAUCACCAGUCACCUCAGCCUAAACCUAGUGCACAUGAAAAGGCUUCAGCCACAGGUGAUGGUGAGACUAACGAUGGGGAGAUUAAUCUAGAAGAAUCACCUUCUAAUGUUGACUUGAGAUGUGGUACAGCUGAAGUCCCUGCAGAAACGUAUUCACUGCAACCUGAAGGAGAUCAGCGUGUUAAUAACCUGGAAAUGGGGGAAGUAGAUGAAGAUGAUUAUGCACCCACACGAACCAUAGUAUCUUCUCGUUGGGCUAGUGAUGCUGAGUCUCCUGCUGAUGAAGGUGAGAUUUCUGACUAUGAAAAUAUGCCUAAACUGAGGAGCAAUGCGAGGGAACAUAGUAAAUCAAUAAGUCCAGAAAAUGGGCAGGGGCAGGUGAGAAGAGAAGGGUCUGAAACGACUAGAGGGAGGUCCUCAGGAUCAGAGGAACAUGUUAGGUCUUCCAGCAGAGAUAAUUACCAAGACAAUGAUGACAAUAAUGGUAACAUGGAAAUUGAUGAUAAUCGCAAUCAUGAUGGUGCUAGCAUAAAUGAGUCUGAAACUGAGCCUGAGGACUAUCCUGGGUCUCCUAUUCCAGAUCCAGCACAACCUCCACAAAGGAGUGUUAAUAUGCUUCAAGGCUGCAGAAGUGUUGAUGAGUUUGAGAGACUCAACAAGAUUGACGAAGGUACUUACGGGGUCGUGUAUAGGGCCAGGGAUAAGAAAACUGGAGAAAUUGUUGCUUUGAAGAAGGUCAAGAUGGAGAAAGAGAGAGAAGGAUUUCCCUUAACCUCACUCCGGGAAAUAAACAUUCUUCUAUCUUUUGACUACCCCUCAAUCGUGGAUGUCAAAGAAGUGGUUGUGGGAAGCAACCUUGACAGCAUUUUUAUGGUCAUGGAGUACAUGGAACAUGAUCUUAAGGCAUUGAUGGAGACUAUGAAGCAACCUUUUAGCCAAAGUGAAGUUAAAUGUCUGAUGCUCCAGCUUUUAGAAGGUGUCAAGUAUCUCCAUGAUAACUGGGUGCUUCACCGAGAUCUGAAGACUUCCAAUUUGCUCUUAAACAAUCGUGGUGAGUUGAAGAUUUGUGACUUUGGUCUAGCUCGUCAGUAUGGGAGCCCAUUGAAACCAUAUACUCAUUUGGUAGUCACCCUUUGGUACAGGGCACCAGAACUUCUUUUGGGAGCCAAACAAUAUUCUACCGCAAUUGAUAUGUGGUCUCUGGGGUGUAUUAUGGCUGAGCUAUUAUCAAAGGAACCACUAUUCAAUGGGAAGACAGAGGUUGAGCAACUGGACAAGAUAUUCAGGAUCCUUGGCACUCCAAAUGAGACAAUCUGGCCUGGGUUUUCAAAACUCCCUGGAGUAAAGGUGAACUUCGUCAAGCAUCAGUAUAACCUAUUAAGGAGGAAAUUCCCAGCAACGUCUUUCACUGGGUCGCCCGUACUCUCUGAUGCUGGAUUUGACCUCUUGAACAGGCUUCUGACAUAUGACCCUGAAAAGCGGAUCACUGCUGAAGAAGCUCUCAAUCAUGAAUGGUUCUGCGAAGUUCCUCUUCCAAAGUCUAAGGAGUUUAUGCCUACUUUUCCCGCGCACCAUGCGCAAGACAGGCGUGUGCGAAGAGUAAUGAAGAGUCCUGACCCAUUGGAAGAGCAACGGAGAAAGGAGUUGCAACAAGGAGAACUAGGCACUGGUGGUCUCUUUGGUCAAUAGCAUCAUAAAUUUAUACAAAGACAGCAAUGCAAUGUUUGAGGUGAGAGAUAUAGGCAGAAGGAAGACACAGUGAUUGCGAGACUAUCAAAUAUCAAGCACCGCUUCUUUCCUGGCCGACGCUUUUCAUGAAUUAGAUGAAUCAUGUUUGUGGUUGACUUUUCUUCUUUGGCCCAGCUGACAAUAGGAACUCAUCUCUGACAUUCUUGCCCGGAGAGAUGUGGCAUAAGGCACUUCCUGUUGAGGAAUUGUUUCUGAUUGAUAUCGUGUAUGUAACAUAUAUCUUAAUGAUCUCUGUAGACAUUUAUUAAAUUGAUUUGAAAUGCAACAGUUUGGUUUACUUUCA
Messenger RNA from Salvia miltiorrhiza (redroot sage), 3188 nucleotides. RefSeq names its product cyclin-dependent kinase G-2-like. The record is from RefSeq and is a predicted model, not a curated record. Gene Ontology annotation, biological process: regulation of mitotic cell cycle; protein phosphorylation. NCBI's taxonomy places the organism in Eukaryota, Viridiplantae, Streptophyta, Magnoliopsida, Lamiales, Lamiaceae. The coding region runs from base 593 to 2845 and encodes 750 amino acids. Gene Ontology annotation, molecular function: ATP binding; cyclin-dependent protein serine/threonine kinase activity. Gene Ontology annotation, cellular component: nucleus. The transcript is spliced from 6 exons.